Molecule: messenger RNA, 1054 nt
Organism: Cucumis melo (muskmelon)
Lineage: Eukaryota; Viridiplantae; Streptophyta; Magnoliopsida; Cucurbitales; Cucurbitaceae
Product: GEM-like protein 4
Exons: 4
Coding region: 188-871 (227 amino acids)
Source: RefSeq, a predicted model, not a curated record
UUCUCAAAAACUCCCUUUUUCUGAGAUCCGUUCUUUUAAUAAUCUUGGUGGACGGCCAUGGCUGACUCAGCUCAGAGCUUUAAGUUUCAAAUUCACAUAUAUAUAUGGAGAGUUGGAAGCACAUUGAUCAUCCACCCUCACUCUCCUAAUUUUCUCUGUUUAUACAUAGAAGUAGAAGCAAAAAACAAUGGAAGUUAGGAUGGCACGAGAAGUCGCCAGGAUCCCAGUUGGCUCCACGACAUUACGGCCAGUUGAGAAGUCGUUGAAGAGACUGUUGCCUGCUCCAGUUGGUUGCCAAUCUCCUGAUGUCGAACCCCGGGCGACAAAACAAUGUAGAGAGGAUACAGUUGUUAGCAGGAGGAGCAUGGUUGGGAGUUUUGCACAAGGAGUUAGAGAACAUGUUGCAGUGAGAUUAGGACAAAAGAUCAGAGAAACAGUGAAGGGAAAGUUGAAUUUGGGAGCAAAGAUUCUUCAAGUUGGUGGGUUGAGGAAAGUUUACAAGCAGUUAUUUAGUGUAAGAGAAGGAGAGAAACUAUUGAAGGCUUGUCAAUGCCAUUUGUCAACCACAACAGGACCUCUUGCAGGUCUUCUCUUCAUAUCAACACACAAACUUGCCUUUUGCAGUGACAAGUCCCUCAAACUCUCUUCCCCAACUGGAGAGCUCCUAAGAUUUCAUUACAAGGUGGUGAUUCCUGUGGGGAGGAUAGAGAGAGUGAACCAGAGUAAGAAUGUGAUGAAGCCUUCACAGAAGUACUUGGAAAUAGUAACAGUGGAUAAUUUUGAUUUCUGGUUUAUGGGGUUCCAAAAUUUCCAAAAAAGUUUUAGAUCUCUACAACAAGCUAUCUCUCAGGAGUGGAAGAUGAAUUGCUAGUUAUGUUUGGAACUUGGAAGAAACAUGUUUGGUAGAAGUGUUUUAGUUUCUUUUCUAUUUCUUUGUUAUCCUUCUGCUUCAAUAAUAUUUACUUAUUGGAGCUAAGGAAAUCUAGAUUGAUACAAUAGGCUCAAUUUGUACAAAUUUCAAUUAGAAUCAAUGUAAGUUGAUAUAUAUUACAUA